Cloeon dipterum is the source of this 2338-nucleotide messenger RNA. RefSeq names its product transmembrane and coiled-coil domain-containing protein 4-like. Lineage: Eukaryota; Metazoa; Arthropoda; Insecta; Ephemeroptera; Baetidae. The transcript is spliced from 9 exons. Bases 113 to 1840 code for a protein of 575 amino acids. The record is from RefSeq and is a predicted model, not a curated record.
GCUGCUAACUGUGGCGCUGCUAAAAUAAAAAUCAUAUGGUUUUGACACUUCCUUUCGUCGGUUGCUUAAGUUUUAUGAUUUUAUCACUUUUAUAACAGUUUUAUAAUGCAACAUGAACGACCUGGCCAAGAACUUGCCCCCCUCAGCACUGAAAGACAGUCUCUCUGAUGCUGGAACGUAUUGCUAUGCUGCUAUCUGCGCCCUUUCGCUGCACGAAUUGUUUGGAAAUGAGUGGGACCUCGAAUACAGCAGAGAUUGCAUCAAAAAGUUCACGGCGCACUUGGGUUUACCCUCACAGGUCAAUGGCGCCAUGGAGAGUCUUGUGGAAGGACAGGGCAGCCAGACGUACCAGGCGUACGUCGAACUGCUGCUGGUCGAGCCGCCGAUCAAGGCCAAUCCGGUCAUAAUUAUACAAGAUAUGGUGCUUUUCGGCAUCAAAACUGGCCAAUACGAUGCUCGAACACGAGUGCUGGUUUCUCAUGUGGCCGGUCUGAUGGGCGCCCCGGCAGCUUUGGCGCGUUUGGCUGAGGAAGCGCUCGGUCAGUCGCUUUUAAACUCACAGACCGAAGAGGAAGCAUUAUCCCCUGAGCAGCAACAGAUCGCAUUGAAAAGGCAGCGUCGGCGGAAAUUCAAGCGGUACGCCCUGAUUAGCCUGGCAACCGUGGGCGGCGGCGCCCUCCUCGGCCUCACCGGCGGCCUCGCUGCGCCGCUGAUCGGCGCCGGAAUCGGCACCAUCGUUGGAAGCGGUGCCGCGGCGGCAGCUAUUGGCUCUGUGGCCGGCGCCGCGAUUGUCGGCUCGCUCUUUGGACUCGCCGGAGCAGGACUCACUGGCUACCGCAUGAAGAGGAGGGUGGGUGACAUCGAGGAGUUCGAAUUCGGAAAGCUGUCGAGCGGGACUGGCGGGCAGCUGCACAUCGCGAUCGCAGUGUCUGGGUGGCUCUCCGAGGACGACGAGGACAAAUUCCGGCGGCCGUGGCAGUGCUUGGACUCGUCCAAGGAGCAGUACUUCCUGCGCUACGAGUCCAACUACCUGAAGGAAUUGGGGCAGGCGCUGGACCUGGCCGUGUCCGCCGCCGUCACGGUCGCCACGCAGGAGGUGCUCAAGUUCACGAUUCUGCGCGGCAUCCUGACGGCCGUCGCGUGGCCCGCCUCGCUCGUUUCGCUCUCUUCCAUCAUCGACAACCCGUGGGGCGUGUGCCUCCGACGCUCAGCGCAGGUUGGAAGACACCUUGCGCAUGUACUGCUCUCGAAACACCACGGCGGACGGCCAGUCACCCUCGUUGGAUACAGCCUUGGCGCCAGAGUGGUUUUUUACUGUCUCAGGGAAUUGGCCGACCGGAGACCAGGCAGCGAGGGGAUCGUGCAGGAAGCGAUCAUGUUAGGGGCGCCAGUAACGGGAAGUGACAGUGAUUGGCAGGACAUUUCCACCGUGGUGGCCGGGAGAAUUGUCAAUGGCUACUGCAGGUCGGACUGGCUCUUGAAAUUUCUAUACAGAACAACGUCCGUAUCAGCCAAAAUCGCCGGUCUGAACCAAGUGACGUGCGGCAACAAAAGACUGCAGAAUUUCGAUCUCACCGACAUCGUGUCAGGUCACACGGACUACGAGAGCAAAGUCGACACCCUGUUGAAAGUGGUCGGCGUGAGAACAAUAGAGUGCGCCUCUUAUAAAAACGGCUUGAGGAAAUCGCAGUCUGAGUCGGUAAUCGGGUCGUCCGCCGCCACCACUAUCACCGCCGAUUCUCUGAGGCAGUCUAUGUCUGACUCAGCUCUGACCGACGAGGCUUUCGCGCUGAUCUCCGAGGAGCCGGCCGAGCAGCCAGCCGAGCAGAACAAAAAUUAACCAUUAUUUGUGAUAAAAAACCCACUUCGCUUUGUAAUCACUAUACAAAAUCUAGUGACACAUUACCAAGUGGACCACGUUCACUCAAAUUCUAAAACUAACGUUGCCUUAAUCGUUGAGUAUUUUCACGAACCGAUCGCCGCCAAGACCAAAUUACUGGGGUGAUUCGAUUUAUGACAUUGAAAGUAUCAUGACUCAUAUGCAAAUGCAUUUAUAGCUGUUCUAAAAGUUGUCUUCUAUCCUAAUAGACAUAUCAGAGUUAUCAAUAUUUACACGCACUGCUAAUCAAAAUUGCAAAUUUAUAAGACAUACUUAACUAAACAGUGAGUCGAUAGUCAAAGGACACGUCCAUUAUAAAUAUAGCAUUUACUGUAGUUAAUAGUUACUACCAAAUUAAAUAUAUAGAACACACAAGAUGUAUUUUUAAAAACACUUAUGCUGAAUAUAUAUAUUUACCUGUUUCUGAGCUGUGCUUAAUAAAUAUUAAAAUAUGUUUCA